AUGCUUCAAGUCAUCCUCUGCCAGCGGCGAAACACCUUGAUUGGUGUUUCAAUCAGAUAUAGGGUUUGUGGCUGCAAGCUGCGAAUUCACCACUCCUAUCGUCUAGUUUGCUCUCACAGCUCGGCGCCUUUGGAUUCCUCUCUCCCGACGAGUUCUACAGGAAAGCAAGCGUCAUUGCCGGUCUGCUGGAUCAACAUCUUGCCCUUCAAUGGCUAUGGGAACACAUACACCUAUGCAACGAAGACCGAGAUCGAGUCACAAUAG
Ramularia collo-cygni is the source of this 264-nucleotide messenger RNA. RefSeq lists its product as uncharacterized. The record is from RefSeq and is a predicted model, not a curated record. Bases 1 to 264 code for a protein of 87 amino acids. NCBI's taxonomy places the organism in Eukaryota, Fungi, Ascomycota, Dothideomycetes, Mycosphaerellales, Mycosphaerellaceae. The transcript is spliced from 3 exons.